Molecule: messenger RNA, 2186 nt
Organism: Hydractinia symbiolongicarpus
Lineage: Eukaryota; Metazoa; Cnidaria; Hydrozoa; Anthoathecata; Hydractiniidae
Product: LIM/homeobox protein Lhx1-like
Exons: 5
Coding region: 348-1436 (362 amino acids)
Biological process (GO): neuron differentiation; regulation of transcription by RNA polymerase II
Cellular component (GO): nucleus
Molecular function (GO): RNA polymerase II transcription regulatory region sequence-specific DNA binding; DNA-binding transcription factor activity, RNA polymerase II-specific
Source: RefSeq, a predicted model, not a curated record
UUUGAAAUGUUUAUGUAAACAAAAAUAUGGCAUUUGUAAAUAUCGAUAUGAGAGAUAAAUUGCAUUUAUAAAUUUACUUAGGAAGAUUACAAAUAUAUUAAAGAAAUUUUUAUACAAAAAAACAACAGAUGAUCAUACAGGAUAGGAUUUUGCAGCUGCCAUUUCGAACUAGCUUUUUUGCUUACUCAGCAAACCUGUGUAGAAGAUUGGUUUUCAUUUUGUUCUUAGUUUUCUCUUAUCAUUUUAUAUUUACACAACAUUAGUUCUUGAGCGUUUCCUUAUUGACGCGGACUUUGAUGUCAUGCAGGUUUUCAAUUCUGAAUGAUUUUUGUAGGCAAUAAUAAAUAAUGGACCCGUCAAUAAUUUCAUCGCAAGAAGAAUCGCAUUCCAACAAACAAGUUUGCUUCGGAUGCGAGUUAACGAUAGAUGACCGAUAUCUAUCGAAUGUAAUCGAUAAAUUAUGGCACGAUCGUUGCAUUCGUUGUUGUGAAUGUCAAGUGCAGCUAAGAGAGAAAUGCUUCUCGCGAAAUUCGAAACUGUACUGCAAACAACAUUUUCACAGAACAUUCGGUGUUAGAUGCGCGGGUUGCGAGGAAGGAAUUUAUCCAAGUGACUUAGUACGAAGAAUCGCGUCAAAGAUUUUCCAUAUUUCAUGUCUAAAAUGUGGACAUUGUCAGAAAGAAGUUUCUACCGGAGACCAAAUCUAUGUUAUGCAGGAUGGGUUUUUUGUUUGUAAAACUGAUUACGAAAAUAUGAAAGUUGGUAACAAGACAGAUAAAGAAAAAUCUCCAACGUCCAUAAAACAAGACCACGAAACUGAUAUUGACGAAAAGCCGCCGUCCAUAUCUUCAGCAAAUGGAGAAGUUCAUUCAGAUGACGAAGAUGACGCAAACAAGCGAAGAGGUCCGAGAACGACUAUCAAGGCUACACAGCUGGAGAUAUUAAAGUCUGCCUUUGUCACAACACCCAAACCUUCGAGACACAUACGUGAACAACUUGCACAAGAAACUGGUUUAACAAUGCGAGUCAUUCAAGUAUGGUUUCAAAACAGAAGAUCAAAAGAAAGAAGGGUAAAGCAACUGCCACCACAUGACAUGCGCAGAAAUUUUGGACAAAAUGGAACAGAGAAAGGGUCAUCAGCACCAAUGAUGGAAGAUUUUGUUCAACGAAGUUAUCCGUAUGACCAUUUUAAUAAUAACAGUAACAGCAGCAAUGGCAACAACAAUAACAACAACAACAACAACAACAACAAUUUACCAUUAAGUUUGCCUUCUGACGAAGCGCAAACAGUUUUACUAAAAUCAAAAUAUAAUGGAGAUAAUGCUAGCUUUAAUAUGAUGGAGACUUUUAUUUCCCAACUGCAACCAGGUUUCAACUCCUUCAACAAUAUGGCUAAUUUUACGCCUCCAGUGAUACCGAGUUAUGAAAGUCAUUAAGAGUCUUACCUAUGUGUGGAUAGUUGCAAGUUUUGAAUUAAGAUGACAAUGAUAGUGGUGGAAAGUUACAGAUGAGUGAUCACUGGGCGAUGUAAAUCUUGGAAAUUGGGUGUUUAUUUAUAAAAGUUAAGAGUAAAUAAGUAAAUUUAAAAAAACGAUUAGGUUACACUUUCUUGUUAACAAAGUCAUUAUAAUUAGUAACAAUUUUAGUUACGUGGAAAGUAUCGAAAAAUAUGACGUUUGAAAUGUCUAUUCUGUAAUUAGUAGGAACUUGUUUUAAGUGAUACUUGGGUUUUUUCUAAUUAGAUUCCGACAGUAUCAAAAUCAACAACAACAAAAAGUAAAUGUAAAUAAUUAUUUUUGUUUUAAAUUUUUUUUUUAGAAUGAAUCAGGUUUUUUGCUUGGGUGUUCAGUUUUGACCUUUGCUACUGGGUUGACGAAAGGGGCGCUAAAUUGAUGUCUUACGACAAAUAGAAGCAUAGUCGCGCAGAAAGAAAAAAAAGUAGUCGCAGUUGCAGGGUGCAUUGUUUGGAAACUAAAAUUUUCAUCACAGUUUUUAAUUACUAACGUCAACUGCGUGCGAUUUUUUUUCAAUUUUGUUUGAAAUGCAUGAUGGGUAAAAUAUUUUUUUUUUAAAUGUACAUACACGUUGUAAAUACACGAAUUUUUAUUUAAAUCGAGAUUUGAAAAAUGAUUUUUUUUGUUUUGUUGUAUAUUUCACUUUAGUAAGAAAUCGAAAAGAAAAUAUUA